This is a messenger RNA of Penicillium atrosanguineum, 318 nucleotides long. RefSeq lists its product as uncharacterized. The record is from RefSeq and is a predicted model, not a curated record. NCBI's taxonomy places the organism in Eukaryota, Fungi, Ascomycota, Eurotiomycetes, Eurotiales, Aspergillaceae. The annotation marks the transcript as partial. The transcript is spliced from 2 exons.
AUGGCAAAGUCCAAGCACAGCGUCCUCCCUCUCGUCCUUCUCCUCCUCUUCGUCGCGAUCGUCGCGGGCGUCGGGUACGUAGUGUACACCAUCGUGCAAGAUGUCAGCAAGAACACGCGCGCGAAGAUGGAGAAGAAGAAUAUGGUCUUCAGCAAGGAUGGAAUGAAGGUGCAGGUUAAGGAGGUCAAGGAUGAGGCGUAUAAGGAUCGUACUCAAAGUGUCCUCGUCAAUAUGUGGAAUCACACCUCCUUUCCCGCGUACAAGAGUCGGCUUUGGGAUAUGAGUGGUGCCGAACAGAAGAAUGGUGAUAAGCGCAAG